ACGCCAGUGGAGUGGGAUAUAAAUAGCAAAGGGUUUGUUCUUUAUUCUGUGGCAGAGAGUACACGUGGAUUGUGUCGUUGUUCUAGUGGAUGUGCCCAUGCGUUGAUGUUGCUGUCGUGUUUACCAGUGAUACGAGUUCUUAAAUUGGCUUAAGUAAAUUUCAUAAACAGCUGAGCCGUCCCUGAUACAUCGUUGUUCUUUGUAAAGGCUGGAGCAGCAGGUUUCCGGAGAUGUGCACUUAUUGACUCGGGGAGCUGUCGAUGGUGGUGCCGGGGCUCACCUUGGCAGUUCUAAACACAGAGAGAUGUGUCUCGGGGUGGUAGGACAUUGCAGUCGCUCUCUGAACAAGCCAAUACUGAGUACAGCAGCCAUGGUACCACCCCCACUGGAUGCUUCAGCCCAAUUCGUGCUGUCGGACCUGCUUCCACACGAGGAACUGGCUGCCGAGAUGGAGGACUUCAGAUUAGUCUCGGAAGUGACAGCGCCACGAAGGGCCUCUGCCACAUCCAGUGCACCUGCCACAUCCAGAGAGCCUACCAGGAAUGCUGACAGCACAGUUAUCAAAAAGUCGGAAACCUCGGGAUCAAUGACUAAAGUCCCAUCCCCGCAGCGUGCCUCUGCCAAUCGCCACCAGUAUGGUGUCACUGCAGACAGUACAGAUGAUUCCGAGUCAGAAGACUCGGACACGACACCCCGACCCUUCAAAUCGGCGGCUAGGCCCUCUUCUGGAGGCAAUUCCAAGCCUUCUGGCUCUUCUGGAGGCAAUUCCAAGCCUUCUGGCUCUUCUGGAGGCAAUUCCAAGCCUUCUGGCUCUUCUGGAGGCAAUUCCAAGACUUCUGGCUCUUCUGGAGGCAAUUCCAAGACUUCUGGCUCUUCUGGAGGCAAUUUCAAGACUUCUGGCUCUUCUAGCGGCAAUUCCACGGCUCCUGAUGAGCCACAUCAUUCUACGACCAAGGAGAAGCUCAAAACCGCAGGCAUUGUGCUUGGAGUAGGAGCUGUGACAGGUGCUGUUGCUGUGGUUGCAGCACCCUUUGUUUUGGCUGGUCUUGGGUUCACCUCUAGUGGAGUAGCAACGGGCUCGUUGGCUGCUGGCUACCAAGCGACACUGGGGGGUGUCAUCGUCAAGGGCAGCUUGUUUUCCCUGUGCCAAAGUGCGGGAGCCGCGGGACUGGCAGCCACUGGAAACGCCACAGUUGCACUGGUAGCUGGCAGCGUUGGCGCUGCUUUCACUGGUGUUGUUAGCAAGACCAAACAAGCGAAAAAUCCGGGAAACGGGACUGGUGAUGGAACCGAUACAGGAAGUGAAGCCGGAACCCAAGAGAGAGACAAGGCAGAAGGCGCCAGUGGGACCAGAAAAAAAGGAAAUGGGAGAUACACUUGCAGAGAGUGCGACUGUGGAUCUGGAACGAGUAAGACAAAAUUAACCAAUAGGGAACCGACAGAGGAAAUAGAAGGGCAGAAUACCAGUCGUCAAAACGUUGAAAAUGAGAAGGCAGCUGAAAAACAACGGGCGUUCCGAAAGCAGGAUUUUUAAUUUCGGGUGUAGUAGUGAUAAUAAACCCUCGUUAAUUCCAAGAAAUUCAAUUCGUUCAAAAAUUAUGUUUGCUUGCUGUCACUUAGGGAAACAAUGAUGUGUGGGAAUAUAAAUUCUCAGUAUAAUCGGAUUGGGGAACUCGUUCAUGUUGAAUUUUGAACUAAAUGUGUAGUUUCGACGUCAUGGACCUAUUUUUCAUUCCCAAUGGAUCAUUUUUCUUUAAUGCCUUAACGCUUUCCGGUCAUUCACAUUUACCCGAUUUGUGGUUCCACUCAGGAACCAUUUUGUGCGUUAGACAGCAAGCCUAAAAUGUACUUGGGUCGACUAACACAUGUUAAGUAAUUUAUUUAGGAAAAUUGGAUCCUGAGGCUUUCUACAGUACUUGAGCGCUUUGUCGUAGCGCUCAAAAUCAUUUCCUUUGUGGAGGCCAGUAUCGGUAGGGUCCUUAGUGUUGCUUUGUUCUAAAUUGUUCUCAUUCGAGGACGUUUGCUGAAGGCUAAAUAUAUGCAUCCACAGUGCCAAAUUGUCAUCUGAUUCACUCAACUCACGUGAGUUUCGUCUGUAAUAAGCAUGUGCAGAAAACGUCGCCAUCCUGUCGGCGCUUCACGCCGCAAAUCGCACAACAUUUCCUUCAAGCAUGGAGGAAAGAAAAAGAUCGGGUUGCCCUCAUCUGGAGACAUUGUGAAGAAAAUUCCCAAAAGCUCUCGCUACCAACCCAAAAAAUCGGCAAACUCGAGCACCCACGUGUGUUGUGUGCUUCCCAACAUCGGACAGGAACGGAUAUUUUGCGCAUGUCAGGAGGUGCCCGACAAACUGCAAAGGGUUAAAUGUAACGUUUACCGCACGACGUUAAUUGCUAACUAAUUGACGUUAUUGUACAUCACAGUGCUCGUUAGGAAAAAUAUGCUUUCGAUUCAUUAGCUAGACAGCCAUGUAGCCAUGUUUAUUGUUGCCAUACCAGGUUGUACAGCUGCUGUUCCUUAAAUUCUGGAGUUUUACGUGCCAAAACUGCUGAUCAUGAGCCACACUGUAGUGGGGGACUCCGGAAUAAUUUUGACCAUUUAGGCAUCUUUAACUGGCCCCCAGGUAUGUUAAAGAUCACCAACACGCCCUCAUUGCUCUUCAAGUUGUUUGCUGUUCUUCGGUUUAGAGAGUCAGCGGUCCUUGCUUGCUUCAGUGCUUGUUUUGCAUGCACAUGAGAGCUGCAGUGAUAUGUAAGCGCCGUUCUCUUCUCAACUGAAUUGUCUCUCCAUGCAUUCCACUUUGUUGACCACACUUUGUAUAUUGGGCUUGGCUUCACUUGGCUUCUGAUGCCUGUUGUUUAUACAAAUCAUCCAAAACAAAAGAUCACACAUUUCAAAGCAAUUUUUAUUGCAAAAAAUUGUUAGACAAAAGCACGCAUAACACAAUUUUUCCCUCUUUUCAGACCAUAGUAUAAUUCCUAUUUUCAAUUCACCCGCCGUGGUUGCUUAGUGGCUAAGGUGUAGAGCUGCUGCGCACGAGGUUGCGGGAUCAAAUCCCGGCCACGGCAGCUGUGUUUCGACGGGGGCGAAAUAAGAACACAUCAGCGUACUUAGAUUUAGGUGCACAUUAAAGAACCCAAAGUGGUCCAAGUUAUUCCGAAGUACCCCACUACGGCCUGCCUCGUAAUCGACCGUGGUUUUGGCACGUGUAACUCUAACAUAAUUUUUCUUGUAGCUUCAAAUGACAGAAGUUUUGGAGUGUGACAGCGUACAGGAAUACUGGCGUUAACUUCAAGAUACAUCAUUAGUUGGAAAUGACAAUUGAUAUUCGUAUGACAGGGCACCUCAUGGCAUGUGUUUCAAAAGUCGCCAAUGGUGCCUUCUUUGAAUCAGUGCAGAAAACGACAGCAGCACAAAAAGGAAGGACCCAGGACAGCACUUGUGCUUGUCUUUUCGUUCCGUCGUUUUCUGCACUGACUUGUGCACAUUUGCAUGAAGUACAUGUUUAUAUAUGUUUGCAUAUUCUGCUCUAAUGAAUUUGUAUAUUCUGCCAUACUUUACGGUAUUGUUUCUUGGUGUUUUAGUAGGCCUUUUUUUCUUCGAUGUAAGCGGGGAAAUCGGCCUUAUGGCCUGCUUAUAUUUUCACAUUUACCUAAGGUAUGUCGCCACCUUUUUGGAAAUCUUUUUAUAUUGUUACGCGAAGGACGAGUCAGUAAAACGAGCAACUAUUUACAGGUUGUAUUUACAACAGCGGUUGCAGCGCUGACCGGUUAGAUUCACAGCGCGAGCCCAGCUCGUUCUUCCUCUUUUCUCGAGUGAUGACGCCCGUGCGCCUCGUUCAAACAGUUAAAUACCACACGCGUGUAGCCUAAUCCCCCGGACUGCAGAAGCGACGUCCCGGAGCGUCUAAAUGUCAUCACUGGGAGGGUGAUAAUCCUUCAGUCGUGUAACGUGCACAAUAUCGCUGGACUGGGAAGCAGAUGGGGCGUCAGGGGCGAUCUCGUAGGUGACGGGAGUCACGGCACGAAGCACUCGGUAGGGGCCUGUGUAACGAGACAGCAGUUUUUCUGACAGGCCAACCUGACGCGACGGAGACCAUAGAAGCACCAAAGAACCAGGCGGGAAGUGCACGUCUCGGUGUCGCCGGUCGUACAAACGCCUUUGACUCUCCUAGGAGAUCAGAAGGCGGUCACGGGCAAUUUCCCUUGCGUGGGCAGCGCGGGCGACAGCAUCAAGUGCGUAUUCACUGGUGGGUGCCAGAUCCGGGUCGGGUUGUACUCCGGAAGCAUCGACGAGAUGGCCGAGCACUGUAAUCUGUCGGCACCCGAAGUGGCACUUCGAUGAUUUUAAUUAGAGCCCAGCCUUGCGGAAGACGUCAAAGAUGGCUGCGACGCGCUCAAGGUGCGUCUCAAAUGUAGGAGAAAACACAAGGACGUCGUCGAGGUAACAAAGGCAAGUUGACCAUUUGAAACCUUGAAGCAGAGAGUCCAUCAUCCGUUCGAACGUGGCGGGGGCAUUACAUAAACCGAACGGCAUAACCUUAAAUUGGUAGAGGCCAUCUGGAGUGACGAAAGCGGUCUUUUCUUGGUCUUGCUCAUCGACGGAAACCUGCCAAUAACCAGAUCGAAGGUCAAUGGACGAAAAGUAUUUGGCACUGUGAAGACAAGAGCGUCGUCAAUUCGUGGUAAAGGGUAAACGUCCUUUUUAGCGAUUUGGUUUAAUGGUGGUAAUCAAUGCAGAAACGCCACGUGCCAUCUUUCUUUUUGACGAGCACGACCGACGACGCCCAAGGACUCGACGAGGCCUCAACAAGGGCCUUUGGCGAGCAUCUUGUUAACUUCCUGCUGAAUAACUUGCCGCUCUGCCGUGGACACACGAUACGGUCGGUGGUGAAUGGGAACAGCAUCACCAGUGUUUAUCCGAAGCUGAACAAGGGACGUCUGUCGAAGUGGCCGAUUGUCAGUGUCAAAUAUGUCGCGGUAGGACAGCAAAAGGCGAUAUAGGGCGGCUGCUUGGUCAGGGGCGAGGUCCGGAGCGACCAUGGGACGUAAUGAGCCGUCGAGCUUCAAGGCAUCCUGCGGGUAAUCAGGCAGUUAGGCGAGGAAAAGCGGCGAGGUUGAGGUAACGGGGAGCGACGGCGUUGAGGCGACGGCGAUCGCCCGUUUGAGCGGCUGUCAGGGGCAUCAGAAGUAGGGUACAGGCGGCGAGGAGAAGGGAAUGAGCUCCAGUACGGUGGCAUCCAGGUGGUGCGGCAGUGGCGGGAUACGUGACCAACUCGGUGGCAGCGGAAGCAGAUCGGUUUGUCGUCGGGGGUUCGCCAUUCAGCAGGAUUGCGUGGUCUGGGAGCGAAAUACUGGUCGUUAAAGGUGGUGGACAUAGGAAUGGGUGCCGAAUCAGGUCGGGAGACAGAGCAGGCGGUAGGGAUGCCAAGGUUUGCAAUUUCUUGCCGCACAACUACUUGUAUAACGGAAAUAGUAGGGGCCGCCGGGUCAAAGGUACCGUCGAGGGGUCGUGGAUGAAGGGGGGUCGGACUCGCCGCUUCAAUCUCACGGCGAACGAUACGCGUCACGUUCUCUUGAAAAGGUCGUGUGGCAGGAAGAGCGGAGGAAGAAGACGUGGCAGGGGUGUUUGGGAGCCGGGAAAACUGUGGGACAAAGCAGCGGCUUUUGGCUACCUCGAAGCGGCGGCAUUUGAUGAUGGCGUCGACAGUAGAAACGUCGUCAUAGACGAGCAAAUUGAAGGCGUCAUCCACGAUGCCUUUUAGGAUAUGGCCCACCUUGUCAACCUCGGUCAUGUGCUCGUCGACUUUCCGGCAAAGCGCGAGCACUUCCUGUAUGUAGGAGACAUACGAUUCUGUCGACUGGACACGGGUAGCAAGCUCUUUUCGUGCAGCAUGAUGGCGACCUGACGGGUUGCCAAAUAGGUCGCGAAGCCUCUCUUUGAAAGUGUCCCAGCUGGAUAGCUCAACCUCAUGGGUGCGAAACCAGACAUGCGGUGUCCCGUCCAGAUAAAAGAUCACAUUGGCAAGCAUAAUGGUAGGGUCCCAGUGGUGGCUUCGGCUAACACUUUCAUACAUGCUGAGCCAGUCGUCGACGUCAACGCUAUUUUGGGCAGAGAUUGUCCCAGGAUCACGGAGACUAGGAACCGUAACGUACGUUGUGGUAGGCGCCACAGGUGUAGGUGGCGACGGGGUGUUUCCAUCGGAAGCCAUGGCUGAGAAGACGACGGUGCGGCCGCUUCGGAGCUCCGUGGCGAGGAUCGGGGAACGUUCCACCUCCACCACAAGUGUUACGCGAAGGACGAGUCAGUAAAACGAGCAACUAUUUACAGGUUGUAUUUACAACAGCGGUUGCAGCGCUGACCGGUUAGAUUCACAGCGUGAGCCCAGCUCGUUCUUCCUCUUCUUUUCUCGAGUGAUGGCGCCCGCGCGCCUCGUUCAAACAGUCAAAUACCACACGCGUGUAGCAAUAUUUUGACCCUAAACUGAUUCCUUUGUGUCUGCCUUCAGAAGGGUUGUUUAAAAAUAUCCUUGAAGGGUGUUUGGUAAAAAACAUUAAAACUGAUUGCAACUUUCUUGAGAAAAUUACCCAAAAAAACGCCCAUCACGCGAAGGGUCAUAACUGCCAAUCCUACCACACGAAAAUAAAAUGGCUUGGGAGCAAUGUAGGUGUAUAUGUAGGCUGUGCAAUGAACUAGGAUCUUUGAGCUUUCAUCAGUAUUAAGUAUGUUACAGCCAAAAAACAAAAAUUGUGUAUUUUCAGCUGGUUGCAUUUCAUUUGAAAUUCUAUAACAUUAAAAGUUAUUCUGUUUUUCUAUAAUCCUAGUUCAUUGCACAGCUUAGUGUUGAGCGAAGAAGCAUGAGAAGUUUCAUUGAAAAAUAUAGGUUUAUUGAAAAGUUACGAGCUUUUGUGCAACAAAAAACAACUAAACAUGAAGUUAAAAAAAAAAACAAGAGUGAAGUUUUCCAAACACAAUAUACAUCAAGGGAAGGCUGUGGGAGGCUAAAACCCACCAGGCUCAUAGGUGGGUCCCAUCUUAGCUGCCACGAGUUCACCUUUAUAUCGUUUUAUAGCCCGCCGUAUUUUUUUGGGGGGGGGCUUGUUUUUUGUCAACUGUCGACUGACUGUUGGCAUUCUUCACGUGUGUUCGGUCGCUGCUGAGGCAAGCUACUGUGGCGUAAUACUUAUCAUAGAUAUUUUAACAUCUAGGACACUUAAAGUGACGAAAAUAUAACUUUCAAAAAGGCAGAACAACACGCGGGAGCAGUGUAAAUAACACGAUGCGAAGUCGUGUGCCCCAUGUGGCAAUUUCUGCAAUUUGAAUAAAAAACGGUAGCAAUUACCCUUGCCUAGUUUUAUUACUCUUUAUAAUAUUUCAUAACAAACUCAUCUAAAAGUAUCCUUCGUAUUUCAGCACAACGAUAAGUUUGUUUUAAUGAUCGAAAUGUAGGUUUUGUUUGUAGGUAAUGUCAGUUUCGGUUUCAGAGCGGUGUGCGGGCAGUUAUAAAAAACAACAUAACUUUUGAACAAAACUGGGUAGAGACGUAAUUUUUUCUGCGCCACAAUUCUGACUGUCUGCAGAUUCUUGAAUUAUCAAAAAAUAACAUUCGUAUUUUUUUGAAAAAAAACAUCAUUUUAAGGGUGGCAACAUACCUUAAGAGGCCCAGUUUAUUCGUUGCAUGGGACUUGUUCCUGCUGCUCAGUUGUGUCAUUGGUGACAAAAAUUGUGGUUCUUGUUCUGUUGCUGCACAACAUCUGACAUCGUGGACCAUCGGAGAUGCCAUUUUGUAUGAUUUCAAGUUGCUUUGUUAUUGUACGUUCUGUAUGUAUUUAUUUUUCUGUUGUAAUAAGAGGGAACAAGGUUUUUAAUCUUCAGCAUGAUAAUCUGUGCUUUGAAAUAAAGGUGUGGAAGGGGUGUUUCUACUAGUUGUUUGCUAGCUUGCUUGAUGAAAUAAGCAUUUUGCAGCAUCAUUACAUGCUACACAUUGAAAAUAUAACCAAAUUCUGAAAAGG
Dermacentor silvarum is the source of this 8009-nucleotide messenger RNA. RefSeq lists its product as uncharacterized. Gene Ontology annotation, cellular component: membrane. The coding region runs from base 305 to 1534 and encodes 409 amino acids. The record is from RefSeq and is a predicted model, not a curated record. The transcript has 5 exons. NCBI's taxonomy places the organism in Eukaryota, Metazoa, Arthropoda, Arachnida, Ixodida, Ixodidae.